Molecule: messenger RNA, 3195 nt
Organism: Cydia strobilella
Lineage: Eukaryota; Metazoa; Arthropoda; Insecta; Lepidoptera; Tortricidae
Product: agrin
Exons: 12
Coding region: 480-1991 (503 amino acids)
Biological process (GO): cell differentiation; multicellular organism development
Molecular function (GO): protein binding
Source: RefSeq, a predicted model, not a curated record
GUGUCAAACAUCUUGGUCGACACUCGGCACCCAUAGCGCGUCAAAGCGUCAAUUCGAAAACGCUUAGAAAACAGCGGGCACUCGGACUCCUCAUUAACCCAGAAAAUGGUAGCCGACAGGUGCCGAAUGCCCGCAAAGAUUUACGAUUAGGUGAAAUGGCUCAUUGAGGAGACAUUGGUACCGCAGCUGCACCAGUGAAAGACGAAAGAAACUUGUAUGCGAGAUAUAUUAGCCGGGCUGGUGGGUGCGCGGCCAGUGGCUCUAAAACCGCCGUUGAAAUCGCACGCCCGUUCAACGCGCGGUGGAUCUUGCGUUCGAAUUUCGAACUUCGAAAUUUUUUUCGUGUGCUGUGGUUUUUCGGAGGCCUGUGUUUUUGGAACAGUUUUGAAAUCCAACAUGGACGACUGAGUCGCCGCAGCGACAGUGAAUCGAAUUAGUGAACGAAAAAUAUAGUGAUUUUAAGACAAGUGACACCCAAUAUGGCUUUCGCGGCCCAUUUUAUAGUGUCGGCAGCCUUCGUUAUCAUUGCGGCAUCGUGGAUUGACGCCGCCCGCGACGCAUCGUGCCCACGGAUCUGCGGGCCCGCGCUGCAAGGAGAGCCAGUGUGUGCCACCGAUGGAUACAUUUACCCUUCGCUCUGCGAGAUGAGGAAGAAGACUUGUGGGAAAGGUGUCCGACUAGCGCCAGAACAGGGGUCCUGCUCCCGCUCCCAAGGGUCCAAGUGCGACCACCGCUGCACGUCCGAACGGGACCCAGUGUGCGGCACUGAUGGAAGAACUUACCUCAAUCGGUGCAUGCUUCAGGUGGAAAUAUGCAGGGUUGGCACCGGCCUGUCUCACUUAGGCGCCUGCAACAACAUCAGCGCCCAUCGCGAGAACUGUCCCGUUGACUGCUCCCAAGCUCCACUGGAUGGACCCAUCUGCGGUUCUGAUGGAAAUGUCUACAAGAGCACUUGUCAAAUGAAACUGCUGACCUGCGGACAAGGAGUAGUGCGAACGAGCAAGAAACACUGUCAAACGACGCGGCACUGCCGUGAGUCGUGCUGGCGCGUCGCACGACCGACCUGCGGCUCCGACGGCAAACUAUACGCUAACGCUUGCAGAAUGAAGGCGACUAACUGUGGAAAGCACGUGUUCGAAGUGCCGAUGGCGUUCUGCGUGUCACAGGAGCGUACUUCAGGCGGCGAAGCCUGCGCAACCGACUGCUCGGGUCAGAAGGAGAAGCUUGUUUGUGGCUCUGACGAGAACGUGUAUAGGAACGAGUGCGAGAUGAAAAUGCUUAACUGCGGAGUGAGCAACAGGAAGAUAGUGAAGAAGGUGGACAUGGAGAAAUGCCGAGCGAAGAUGAACAAAUGCCUGAAGGUCAAGUGUCCCAGCGAGUCUGACCCAGUCUGCGGCACCGACGCCACCGUCUACGCCAACCCGUGCCAUCUCAAGGUCGCCACUUGCCUCAAAGGAGUUCAGCUGGCGCACUUCGGAAACUGCACGUUGCUGCCGCGACUCGAGAUCGACUGCCCGGAGAGCUGUGAGAACGCCGUGGAGCAGCCUGUCUGUGGAUCCGACGGAAACGUUUACAAGUCUGAAUGCGAGCUCCGCCGCCUCACCUGCGGCCAGCACGUGGUAACCGUGUCGGCCUCGCACUGCCGCACCACCGCGCUCUGCCACGAGUCGUGUCCCGACACACCGGCGUUCGUCUGUGGCUCCGACAACCGCUUCUACAAGAACGAGUGUAUCAUGAAGAAAGAGAACUGCGGCAAACACGUGUUCGUGGUGCCGCUGAAGCGCUGUCUGGCCCGCUUCCAGUACUCCGGGUGUGCGCGAGUGUGCCCGCCAGAGUAUGAUCCCGUGUGCGGCACUGACGACAAAACUUACUCCAAUAAGUGCUUCCUUGAGAUGGAGAAUUGCCGGUCUAGGAGUUUGGUGUCAUUAAAAUACCUAGGCACAUGCAGCGAACCUAUCGCCGAGGAGCCGAAGAACUACCUUUAUCGAUAGAACCUAUCGCCAUCGAUAAAAUCACCAGUCAUAUCGACAUUUCUUCCAAUCCAUAUCGUUACUGGAAUCCAUUUUACAUUAGUGCCAACUUAUUUAAGUAAUCAAAGUUAUACCUUUGGUGGAAGACUAUGUUCAGUAUAGGUAAGGAGUCUUUUUCUAACCAAGGGUAUUAAAUGUGUAUUCGGUUAAGCUUAAAAGUUGCAUGUUAUCAGAUUGAAACCGAAACAGUCCUAAUUUAAAUUGUAAAAAAAAACUAAGUAGUUAUUUGUUUUACAAGGGGGCAAAGUUAUUGUUCAACUCCUCGUGUCAACAUUGAUAGCCGGGCACGCUUUGUGAUUCCAACAUCGAACCACGAGAGUAGCGAGUGGUUCGAAAAGUGGAACAUUGAGCGUUACAAAGGUUUAAGACAAUUGUGAGACAAAGGUUUCAUGAGUGAAACACAAUUUUUUUCACCACACAAACGCGAAGUAAAUACUUAUUGUAAAACAUUACAAAUUAAAUCCAAAUGACCGCUAUUAAAUAUUAUUUUGCCACUCUUGUGGAUAAAAUACAACUUUCUCUAAGAGAGCCUUUACGAGCUAGGAGUAAAAAAAAAACUGUUCGGAAGAGGUAUAAAUUUAACUUAUACAUGUGACUUUUUAAUAAGCUUAACUUAAUUUAGCGACCAACUCAAUGAAAUUCGUCUUCCAUUUUAUCGUGUUUAAUAUCUCUAGAUUUCAAUAUAAAAUAAAUAAGUAAGUACAAAAACAUCCAGUGUAUGCUCCACUAACGCCUGCGCAAUAUUGACGUAAAUUUACAAAAGAUUUCAAAUUUCAAAUUAUCAAUUUUAAUCUUUUAAGUGAACUUGAUAUUAAGAACUAAGUUUGGACUGUUUAAUUUAUUUUUCUAUUUAUUAUCUAAUCGUAGUUUAAGGUUUUGUAAAUAUUUAGUGAAUUCUUUAACAAUUAUUUAUUUUAUUUAUAAACUUUAUCGCUGCAUUUAAAGAAAAGACUUACCUUAAAUGAAUAUUUUCACACAUUUUAUUAAUUUUAUGGAAAACUACUGAAGACAAAAAUAGACGUCAAUAAAUUUGUAACAUAAGAUAAGGAUAGGUACCUACUAAUCUUUGCAUUGUAAGAAUAAACGGAAUACAAAUUUAGCACAACAGUUUUGUAAUUAAGAUAUCUAAUAUAAAAAAAAAAAGUUUCCGCAAACUAUAUUCUGU